CACCCGCUUUCCUUCCUACAUAUAAAAAAAAAAACUAAACUGAACUCCCAAAAGAAAAUAAGAACUCCCAAAAAACAACCAAUUCCCACCUUCCCUCUCCAUACUCCAUAGCCCAUCGACUCGAGAAACCUCCAACGAGAAUCAAAGCGACGAAUUUGUGGUUCCCCGAUCGCUGAUUUGAUUCUCCGGCGCUUCAUUUUGGCGCCGGCUCGUAUAUGGCGGACGAUGUCCCCUGCUGCGGAACUCAAUUCUCGCUCUACGUCCUGGCGGUCAUCGGAUUGGUGAUCUUCGCCGGUCUAAUGGCCGGGCUCACUCUCGGCCUCAUGUCGCUGGGCCUCGUCGACCUCGAAGUCCUCAUCAAGUCCGGCCGCCCCCAGGAUCGCAUCCACGCCGCCAAGAUAUUUCCAGUGGUAAAGAAUCAACACCUUUUGUUGUGUACCCUUUUGAUCGGCAAUGCUCUUGCCAUGGAGGCUCUGCCUAUAUGCUUGGACAAGCUUGCACCUCCUUACAUUGCGGUCUUGGUGUCAGUCACCCUUGUUUUGUUGUUUGGGGAGAUAUUGCCACAAGCAAUCUGCACGCGUUAUGGGUUGACAGUCGGAGCAACUAUGGCUCCCCUUGUCCGUGGACUUGUUGUUCUCUUCUACCCUAUUGCAUAUCCAAUCAGUAAGGUCUUGGAUUGGAUGUUGGGCAAGGGGCAUGCAGCUCUAUUGCGGAGAGCAGAACUGAAGACUUUUGUCAACUUUCAUGCCAAUGAGGCAGGGAAAGGUGGUGAUUUGACACAUGAUGAGGCUACUAUAAUCACUGGAGCGCUUGAUUUGACUGAAAAGACCGCUAAAGACGCCAUGACUCCCAUAUCAAAGGCGUUUUCCCUUGAUCUGGAUGCAGUUCUUAAUUUGUGGUGCCCUUCUUGUCUCCUAAAUCUAUUCCUUCUGCACAUUUUUAGGGAGACAUUGAAUGCAAUCAUGACAAUGGGUCAUAGCAGAGUCCCAGUUUAUUCGGGAAGUCCAUCAAAUAUAAUUGGACUCAUCCUGGUGAAAAAUCUCUUGACAGUUGAUUCCAGAGAUUCAGUCCCAGUGAGAAAGAUGACCAUAAGGAAAAUAACUAGGGUUUCUGAAGACAUACCUCUAUAUGAUAUUCUAAAUGAGUUCCAGAAGGGUCAUAGCCACAUUGCUGUUGUUUAUAAAGAUUUGAAUUCAAACAAAAGUGAUAGCGAAGAACUCGACUUUAAAGAGAGCUGCAAGAAGAGCAAUAAAUCUGAGACAUCGCAUACAAAAGAUGACAAUAUUAUUGGCCCCUCCAUUACUACUGAAAACCCGACCGUUGAUACAACUCAAUCGAACAAGAAGAAUUUGCCUCCGGUGAUCCCUGCCUUCAAGAAGCAUCAUAGAGGAUGUUCAUAUUGCAUAUUGGAUAUUGAAAAUGGUCCUAUCCCGGAAUUCUCAUCUAAUGAAGAAGUGGUUGGUGUGAUCACAAUGGAGGAUGUAAUUGAAGAGCUCCUGCAGGAAGAGAUAUUGGAUGAAACAGAUGAAUACGUCAACCUCCAUAACAGGAUCAAAAUCAACAUGAAUGCAUCUCCCUUGCAUCGAGAGACUUCCGGAGAGAACCCCACGUCUGUCACCGAUGCCGGAACUCCAUCGACGUCCAUGUUGUCGACCGGACCAUCACUGACGGUCUCUUUCUCGACGGGCAGUUCCUCGGGGACCUCGCCUGCUGCAACGAAUAACCAUCAAGCUCAUGAUGAGAAAGUGUCGAACAAUCAAGGAGGGGUAUAGUUAGUACCCGUCCUGUCGUUUUGAGGUCAGAUCUCUAUACAUGGAUCCUGUAAACUAAAGUCACAAGCAAGACAAUAAUCGCACCAGCGGAAGCACAAAAUGUAAAAUCUUUAGGUGCUUAAUAUGCUGUCUUUUCUAUAGGAAUUUAUACUGGCAACGUUGAUUUGUAUGAUAAAUAGGGUAGCCUAUGGAAGAAACGAGCUACAUAUGCUAAGGAGGAAGCUCAGGCGUACGUAUAUUCACGAAUUAGAAAUGUAUUGUAGUAAUUUUUUGGUGUCGCUUUUUUGAUCUUUUGCUCACUUAGGCGUUACUUGUAUGUAUCGAGCAUGAGUUCGUAUACUUUGGUUUUUCUCAAUUUAAUCAAGUUCAGGUCAUUGUAACAUGGUUUAAAAGGCUGUGCUUACUCUUAAAUUUAGACAUGCGUAGAUGUAAGGUAACAUCAAAAUGUCUCGUUCAGAGAUUCGUAUUGCUUUGGUUUUUCGCAACUUAAUCAAGUUAAGGUUGGUGUAACAUCGUUUAUAACGGAGUACUUAUUCUUGCGUUUAGA
This is a messenger RNA of Linum tenue, 2319 nucleotides long. The record is from the annotation of a GenBank genome assembly. NCBI's taxonomy places the organism in Eukaryota, Viridiplantae, Streptophyta, Magnoliopsida, Malpighiales, Linaceae.